Molecule: messenger RNA, 435 nt
Organism: Symbiodinium sp. CCMP2592
Lineage: Eukaryota; Dinophyceae; Suessiales; Symbiodiniaceae
Source: the annotation of a GenBank genome assembly
AUGUUGGGACAUGCUCCUCUCCCUGUGUGGUCAGGACAUGCCUCUGCCAGGCUGGAAUCGAUCGAAACUCCUUCUCUUCAACUUCCAAUCUCGGCCAACAAGCUAAGCAGGCAGUUCUUUGGUGACACGGCCAGGCAGGCAGUGAUGCAGGACGGUCCUACAGGUCCCCUGCUGUGUGCAGUGCCACCUCGCGGCACUUGCGGUGUCGGAGCCGCGGGUCACGGCUUUGUCUGCCACAUCGCUGAGAUUGCUGCGACCUCAAACAAGUCUGAGAUCGAUUUGGAUGCCUUGUCCGACCUUUACAGCUGUCCGUUCAUUUUUUGCCUCUCGGACGUCGAUCUCUUCAGCCAUGGCCUGAAGGCUUCGCAGCAACAGCUCCGGACAGCAUGGGGUAUCGCAGGAAUUUGGGCAUGUGCCGUAGUGAAUUCGGAAUGA